UAGCUGUCAAACUGCAGUCAGUGUGCGACAGGUAGUCUCCUUGUGCACUACUCGACCUAAAAAUUUGCACAUGUACUAAGUUUGCUAAAAAAUUUGCACGUGUACUGAAUAUUAUCAUUUUUUACACACAAUUUGCUAAAUGUGAGUAGAAUUAGCGAAUAGUGCGUGUGUUUGUGUGGUGUGUGGGGGGUGUUGUGAAGUUUUUUGCGAAGUUUUUGCAACUAUUUAAAAAAAAAUUUUUUGGGGGGUAUUAAAUAGAUAAAAAAAUUGUUAUCAAAAUGAUUCCGAGAAUUAGUUCCACGUUAAAAUUGCUACUACUUUUUGGAGGAUGCUUACUCAUUUGGCUGCCUCAAGUUUCAUAUUGUACUACCGGGGAUGAAUUAUUAGCAGAGUCAGAAUCUAGAAGACCAACGUAUUCGAGAAGAACGCCAACCCCCGCUUAUGAAGAAGAGAGACCAAAUCCCGCCGAGGAGAACGAAUACUACGAAAAUGACGGACAUAAUAAUCCCCCCUUAUCAAGACAACAUUUAUCUGCCGCGUCACCUUAUCAUGAAUACGCGCCUCAAUCAGACGGUCACCGUAAUAAUGACAACGUAGGUUUUAUGCGCCACCAAGAUAUCGCUCCGCCUAAAGGAUUCCCAUCUUUUGACGAAAUUCAGGCUCAUUUCCAACAAACUGAAGCCUCCUCUUCCAGAAACCAGCUGCGUAACGGAGGUGGAGGAGGAGGUCCAGGUCCAGGCCGAAGGCCACCACCCCCACAGUUUGAAUAUAAUGACGCUGAAGGACCCAGAUUUGGUCCCCCACCACCCCAAUUUCUGGGCCGACCACCCCCACAAUCCCCACAGGGGAGACGACCCUACUUCCAGAGACGGCCUCCCACCAACGACAACUACAACGAGGGUCCAAACCCUUAUUAUAACGAACAGCCGGAAGGACGCGGUUAUCCGAAUGAUGACGACGACCUCGCCGAUAACUCCAACAUCCCGGAAGUGCAACCUUACCCAGUUGAAGAUGAUGAUAACUCCAACCAGCAGCACCACCGGACACGUCGCAGCACCCGCAACGACGACGAUGACGACAUGCUAGCCGACGGGCUGGAUAACAUCGAAUCACUAUGGCAACCAGCUCCUCCGCCCCCACAACAGCAACAACAAGCCUCCUCCUCUCCCUCCUCAUCCGCGUCCUACAUUCGGUUCGAUCGUUAUAAAAAACAUGGCGAGGAGAGUGUCGAGCAACGUUCCCCCAACUCUCCGACUUCGAGUAACGUUUCAUUUCACGAUUCCAAUUCCGAAGAGCAGCGUUUCUUCCCGUCCUUUCCGUCCCCUUAUUUGACCGGGUUGUCCCCCUUCGGGUUGUCCAAUGCCCUCUCAGCUUCCCCCAUCACGGGCGGCAUUGGCGGGAGUGGGAUCGGGCGCGCCCCACUUUUUCCGGGCCCUUCCUCUAACAAUAAUCGCGCCCCAUCGCGGUAUCAUCCCUCGUCGAAUGCGCCGUUCAAAUUUGGCGGGAUUUCAUCCCCCCUCUCGAACAGGGGGCCGUCUUCGGCCGCGUCGCAUGGGCACGACCGGUACCGCGAGCAUGACAAUAAUCUCUUAGGAUCCGGGAAUUUUGAGGUCAUUCGGGGCGGAACGUAUUACGGGGAGGAUGACGAAGGGCCCUCGUAUCAUCAUCAUGGACAUCAUCAAGCAGCUUCCCCCUAUCGAGACGAGGAUGACGGUUACUACUCGCAGAAUAACGGUCACUCGUCCCCUUACCACAUGGGCGGCGGGGGAGGCGACUUUUUCGCCAAUUUCAGAGAUUUCGCCGACAUCAAUCCACACUCGAGGUCGUACUCGCAUCAGACCGAGACACGUGUCGAGCACGUGGGACGAACACCCUCCGCCGACCGGAGGACAAGUGUACGCGACGAAUUAUUGCAAACCGCCUCUUCCCAACAUAAUAAUAAUAAACCACAAUUUUCCCUAGAAUAUGACCCCAUGAUGGCCACUUUUUAAGCGAAAUGUUCAAAUUAACCUCCAUGCUACCAAAUUAAAUACAUUUGAUAUGUAAUAAUUUUUUAUCACGUGACUACUACCGCGCUAUGUUUUCCAAAUAUUACAAAUUACACAUAUUUGUCUACUACAAUAAAUUUUCUUUGUUUCGGAGAUAUUUUGGAAAUUUUACGUUCCCCGGGAUUUUACAACUUGAUAAAUUCCCAUACUUUAAAAAUCCCUUUUCACAUGGGAAAUUAUCAGUUGGAAAAAUGUGUCCAAUUAUAUGCUGGAUUUUUUUUAAAUAUCAUAGCCAAUGGACAUUUUUCAAAUUGUAAAAUUCAGAGGAACGUAAAAUUUCCAAAAUAUACCUUCGUACUCAAAAGAAUUUGUAGUAGGACACAAAUCUGUGUAAUUCAUAAAAUUUCGAAAAAUAGUGUGAUAGUCAAAUGGUAAGAAUCGUUAAGAAAAUCGAAAUUUCUUAGGUAGCGAGACAUUUCCGAAAAUUAUUUAGUAGCAUGAGCGCUAAUUGCUUUGCUGAUUAGUUAGUUAACCAAUUUACUACGUUAACGAUACGCAUAUUUAGUUAAUGAAGGAAUUAAACAAUAAUUACACGCAUGUUUUUAAUCCAGUCUAAUCUACCACGUAAAGAUGAUGGGUAAAAAAAAAUCUGUGUUAAAAAAAUGAGAUGAUCUCCUUUUUUCCCGUCUCCAUCCUAUAAUUAGUUAAUAGAAAUUAAAUCAUAAUUUGUAAAUCUGUACCCGUACGAAAACCGAGGUGUCAAAAACUGACAAAUUUUUCUGCAGAACAGACAGGCAAAAAUAUUUGCGUUAACUAAUGCGUAGAAUUUUUUCUCCCUGAUAUACGCAAAAUUCUGUCAGUUUCGGAAGUUUCGGAAAGAAAUUUGUCGAAGUUAUGCAGGGAAAUUGUGCAACAACUGUUUAAAAAUUUACAUUUUUGACUACGCCUCUUCUGCAGCAAAAUGUGCAAAUUUUUGACAGAUUGAUUUUAUACAAGGCUUAAUUAAGUGGUUGAACUAUUAAAUAUAAAUAUGUAUGUAUAAAUAGUAAUUAAUUAAUUAAGUAAUUAAUUAAUUAGUGGGAAAACACGCUGUAAGUGCAAUACAUUACAAAUCCAGGUGCAUCGUGUGUCUUAUCAAAUUUUAGUCGUUAAGAUUUCCAUGUUUUGUUUCACGCUGUUCCACGAAAAAUACGGAGACGAAAUGAAUGGUGACAUGAAAAAAUGUGGCAUGCUGUACUAUGACAUGUACAAAUAAAAUGUUAAUUUUUUGUUACUUUCUGGAAA
Messenger RNA from Folsomia candida, 3272 nucleotides. RefSeq names its product trithorax group protein osa. Lineage: Eukaryota; Metazoa; Arthropoda; Collembola; Entomobryomorpha; Isotomidae. The transcript is spliced from 8 exons. Bases 279 to 1991 code for a protein of 570 amino acids. The record is from RefSeq and is a predicted model, not a curated record.